AUGUCUCUCUCUCUCCACACCUCCCUCCUCCUCGUCUUUCUCCUCUCUCUCCUCCUCCUCCGCGGAACCACCUCGCUUCCGGGCAGCAUCGGCAUGACCUACACCAGCAGCAGCAGCAGUCCUCCUCCGGACCACGUGGCCUCCACCCUCCAAUCCCUCAAAAUCUCGGCCGUCCGCCUCCCCAACCCCUCCCCCUCCGUGGUCCGGUCCUUCUCCUACUCCAACAUCUCCCUCCUCCUCUCCCUCCCCAACUCCCUCCUCCCCUCCCUCGCCUCCAAUCGCUCCUCCGCCGAUCUCUUCCUCUACACCCACGUCAUCCCCUUCUACCCCCGCUCCCACAUCUCCUCCAUCUCCCUCGGCUCCGACAUCUUUUCCUCCUCCUCCGACCUCUCUUCCCUCCUCCUCCCCGCCCUCCGCAACCUCCACUCCUCCCUUAUCUCCCUCGGCAUCCACUCCAUUUCCCUUUCCACCACUUUCUCUUUCGUCAACAUCAUGUCCACCGCUUUCCCUCCCUCCUCUGCCGAGUUCAACCAACCCAUCUCCCAACUCAUCAUCAAACCCCUCCUCGAUUUCUUGGACGAAACCAAUUCCUCCUUCUUCGUCAAUCUUUACCCUUACUCUGUCUACAGUCUCAACCACGAUAUCCCCAUUGGCUUUGCUCUGUUUGAAGAACAAGAACCCUUCAAUUUCCGGGAAGAUUCGGUCACCGGAGUCAAGUACCGGAACUUGUUCGAUGUCAUGGUUGAUGCUGUGAUCAGUGCUAUGGCCGUCGCCGGUCACGAAAAUAUUCCCGUGGUUGUGACGGAGACUGGGUGGCCGAGCUCCAGCAAUGGCGCUGGAGAUCCGGAUGCUAGAGAAGGGUAUGCUGAGAUUUACAUCAAGGGUUUGAUUGAUCAUCUGAAAUCGGGAUUGGGUACGCCGCUGAGGAAGGAAGGGGUGGCUCAGACUUACAUAUAUGAGUUGUUUGAUGGGGAUGAAAAACAGGGGAACGAAACAGGGGAACAGAAUUGGGGAAUUUUGUUUCCCAACAUGACAGCCAAGUAUCACAUUGAUUUCUCGGAGGCUUCUGGAGGACCUGUGGUGGAGAUUGCAAUUGGGUUUGUCUUGGCUGUUGUUGGUGUUUUGAUCUUGCAUUAGAUCUUUCUGAUGAUUUAUGUAUGCAGCAUUGAUUUGCCCUGUUUCUUGGAUGUGUUGUUGCUAUGGACUGUUGAUAGUUUCUUGAUUUUUUGUUUUCAAGUAGAAUUAGUGAUUACAGUGGAACUCUGUGUUGAUAAAGGAGUAGAAGGAAAGUUCAGUGUAGAUUUGAUUUGAGUAGUAGUAGUAGAAGAUGAGUUUGGUGUGGGUAAUUCUUUGUUUGUUGAAGGUGGUGGUGAUUGAUGUAGAGUGGAUUCUUUCAUGAAAAAAAUUCAUUGGAAUGUGAAUGUU
Molecule: messenger RNA, 1425 nt
Organism: Camellia sinensis
Lineage: Eukaryota; Viridiplantae; Streptophyta; Magnoliopsida; Ericales; Theaceae
Product: Glycosyl hydrolase superfamily protein
Biological process (GO): carbohydrate metabolic process
Molecular function (GO): hydrolase activity, hydrolyzing O-glycosyl compounds
Source: RefSeq, a predicted model, not a curated record